Molecule: messenger RNA, 12211 nt
Organism: Cynoglossus semilaevis (tongue sole)
Lineage: Eukaryota; Metazoa; Chordata; Actinopteri; Pleuronectiformes; Cynoglossidae
Gene: usp34
Product: ubiquitin specific peptidase 34
Exons: 78
Coding region: 97-11109 (3670 amino acids)
Biological process (GO): protein deubiquitination
Cellular component (GO): nucleus; cytosol
Molecular function (GO): cysteine-type deubiquitinase activity
Source: RefSeq, a predicted model, not a curated record
ACCCCCCCAAAACAAGCAGCACCAGCUCUGGCUAACAACAGUGUGAGCAGUACCAUGGUGUGAGGAACCGCUGUCAGUUUUCCUUCUUCACCAACAAUGUGUGAAAACUGCGCCGAGCUGCUGGAGGUUCUGAAUCAAAUAUCAGAUGCAGACGGCAGCGAAGGUGGUUUCCAGCUGAAGAAGGAACAUGCUGUGCGAGUUCUGGGCUACAUCAGUUCCUGGACUCAGAGACAAUGUCUCUGCUGCUUCAAAGAGUACAAGCACCUUGAGGUUUUCAACCAGCUGGUGUACGCCCUCAUUAACCUGGUCAUCAGUCAGAUCAGCAGUCUAAGAGACCGUCUGUGCAGUGUCCAGGACCGCGUUCAUGCACGGGAGGGUCCUGGCCCUGAAUGGAGCAGCGGGGUCCAGGCAGCCAUCAGGCCAUCCUCCUGUGGCGAGGACGAGCCUGUGAAUGUGGAAAGAGACUCUGCAGAAGAGGACGCUGAUACACCAGAUUUAACCCAGACUGUGAGCCAGAACCAGGUGCAACCCAAGCCCAGCCCACCUGUUGAUUGCCAGGUGGACGAGAUUGUGUCUGGGGGCAGCAUUGGGUGUGAAGGCGAUGGGGGCGGCUGCAGCACUGAGGGUCAGGACCUGUUCAGCUCGUGGAGCACAGAAGAGAGGGAAAAACUGCUGCUGUGUGCUGCUAAGAUUUUUCAGAUCCAGUUCCCUCUUUAUACGGCCUACAAACACAACACACACCCUACGAUAGAGGACAUAUCGGCUCAUGAAAGCACCAUUCUGGGCUCCUUCUGCGACAUGAACGACGUGGAGGUUCCCCUGCAUCUGCUGCGUUACGUCUGCCUGUUCUGUGGGAAACACGGACUCUCUCUGAUGAAGGAAUGCUUCGAAUCGGGUACCCCAGAGAGCCUCCCCUUCCCCAUCGCCCACGCCUUCAUCACUAUUGUCUCCAACAUCAGAAUCUGGUUGCACAUCCCAGCUGUCAUGCAGCACAUCAUCCCCUUUCGCACUUACGUGAUUCGGUACUUGUGUAAGCUCUCCGACCAGGAGCUGCGACAAAGUGCAGCUCGUAACAUGGCUGACCUGAUGUGGAGCACAGUGAAAGAACCACUAGACAGCGCUCUUUGCUUUGAUAAAGAGAGUCUGGAUCUGGCCUUCAAGUACUUCAUGUCCCCGACGCUCACCAUGAGGCUGGCAGGUCUCAGCCAGAUCACUAAUCAGCUGCACACGUUCAACGAUGUCUGCAACAACGAGUCCCUGGUUUCUGACACAGAAACCUCCAUAGCUAAGGAACUGGCUGACUGGUUGAUCCACAACAAUGUGGUUGAGCACAUUUUUGGCCCUAAUUUGCACAUAGAGAUCAUUAAACAAUGCCAAGUGAUCCUGAAUUUCUUGGCUGCAGAGGGCCGACUCAGCACUCAGCAUGUGGACUGUAUUUGGGCUGCAGCUCAGCUGAAACAUUGCAGCCGAUACAUCCACGACCUUUUCCCUUCACUGAUCAAAAACCUGGACCCUGUUCCUCUACGUCAUGUUCUCAACCUGGUCUCUGGUCUGCACCCCAGCACACACACAGAACAGACUCUGUACCUGGCCUCUCUGCUCAUCAAGGCUCUGUGGAACAAUGCUUUGGCAGCCAAGGCCCAGCACUCCAAACAGAGCUCCUUUGCUUCCCUGCUCAACACCAACAUCCCCAUGGGCAACAAGAAAGGUUCUCCAGCUGCUAGUCCAGAUAGCAGUGACAACAGUGACACACAGCACAGUGGCGGCAGUGACAUGGAGAUGGAUGAACAGAUGAUGAGUGGGAGUAAGAGGAGUCAGCAGAGACUGUCGGAUACAGAGGAGUCGAUGCAGGGCAGCUCGGAUGAGACGGCCAACAGCGUGGAGGAAGGCAGCAGCGGGCCGGGCAGCAGCAGUGGACGCAGCGAGGCCUCGAGCAACGAGGCUCCGUCCAGUAGAGCCAGUCAGUCGGCCGGUAGCCCUGGCAGUGAGAUGCACUCGGACGACAUGGCUGACAGUGAGGUCCUAAAGGAGGAGGAGGAAGACGAAGAUGACGAAGAGGAAGAUGAGGAGGAGGACGACGACGAUGAUGACGAUGAUGAGGAGGAGGAUGAAGUUGAGAGCAACAAGCAUGCAGCAGAUGGUGGUCAGCCCAGGGAGCUGCGGGAACAAGCAGAGUCGAGGAAAAGAAAGGCUGGGGAGGCCCUCGGUGAGGCCUUGAGUCAGGUCGUGGGGCCCAGUGAUGCAGGGGGAGGAGCCAAACCCAAAGUGCUGCAGUUUAACAACCCAGAGACUUCUGCUGCUAUGGUUGCAGCAGCUUCAGCAUCCUUGGAAGGACGCUUGAGAAUGCUGGACGCUUCUUCAGCAUCAUCGUCUACACGGCCCGAGGCUGUGGAGCCUCAGCAGCAAAAGUCAACAGAUAUUGGCCCUCCCCAAGUAGUUCAAGGCACACAGGAGCCUCCCUGUUUACCCCGGCCUGGAGACUUUUUAGGAGAAGCCAUGGGCAGUGAACUUUUUAACUGUAGACGCUUCCUGGGUCCACACCACCAUCAUCACCACCACCAUCAUCACCAUCAUCAUCACCACCACCAUGAAGGGCCAACGAUGGAGGACAUGCUGAGCGCUGAUGAUGUCAGCUGUAGCAGCUCCCAGGUCAGCGCCAAGUCGGAGAAAAACAUGGCUGACUUCGAUGGUGAGGAGUCGGGCUGUGAGGAGGAGCUUGUUCAGAUCAACUCCCAUGCUGAGCUCAGUUCACACCUCCAGCAGCACCUCCCCAACCUGGCCUCCAUCUACCAUGAGCACCUGGUGCAAGGUCCAGCUGUUCAUAAACACCAGUACUCUGGCAGCAGCAGCAGUGGCCACAAUAUGAACGACAUCAACCUGGACAACGUCUGUAAGAAAGGCAACACUCUGCUGUGGGACCUGGUGCAGGACGAGGAUGCGAUCCAUCUGUCUGAGGGUCUGAUCAACGAAGCAGAGAAGCUGCUGUGUUCACUGGUGUGCUGGUUCACCGACAGGCAGAUACGAAUGCGUUUUAUCGAAGGCUGUCUUGACAAUCUGGCCCACCACCGGUCGGUUGUUGUUUCUUUACGACUACUCCCUAAACUUUUCGGCACUUUUCAGCAGUUCGGCUCAAGCUACGACACUCAUUGGAUCACUAUGUGGGCAGAGAAAGAGCUGCACAUGAUGAAACUGUUCUUCGACAACCUCCAGCAGUACAUCCAGGACGUACGUGAAAACAGGCACAAGUUCUCACUGUACAGCCACAGUGCUGAGGUCCAAGUUCGGCUGCAGUUCCUCACCUGCGUCUUCUCCACACUGGGAUCUCCAGAUCACUUCAGACUGAGUCUGGAGCAGGUGGACAUCCUGUGGCACUGUCUGGUGGAAGACUCAGAGUGCUAUGAUGAUGCCUUGCACUGGUUCCUCAAUCAGGUCCGCAGCAAAGACCAGCAUGCCAUGGGCAUGGAGACAUACAAACACCUGUUUCUGGAGAAGAUGCCUCAGCUUAAGCCUGAAACCAUCAGCAUGACGGGCCUAAACCUCUUCCAACACCUGUGUAAUCUGGCCAGGCUUGCCACCAGCACCCUGGAAAGCGCCUCUAGCUGCGAGCUCUGCGGGAUGGACCAGCUGUGGGGAAUCGCUCUGAGAGCCCAGUCUGCUGACAUCAGCCGGGCUGCCAUUCAGUACAUCAACUCUUAUUACAUUAACGGAAAGACGGGCCUGGAGAAAGAGCAAGAAUUCAUCAGAAAGUGUAUGGAGAGUCUGCUCAUGGCAUCUGCCAACCUGGACAAGGAUGCUCAGUCCAGUCUGACCAGCAUCGAGAGAGGAUUGCUUAUGCUCAAGACUCACCUGGAAGCUUUCAGGCGAAGGUUUGCGUAUCAUCUGCGACAGUGGCAGAUUGAAGGCACAGGAAUUAGCAGCCACCUGAAAGCUCUGAGUGACAAGCAGUCGCUGCCCCUCAGGAUUGUGUGUCAGCCCGCCGGCCUCCCUGACAAGAUGACCAUUGAGAUGUAUCCGAGUGACCAGGUGGCAGACCUGCGAGCCGAGGUGACCCACUGGUACGAGAACCUGCAGAAGGAGCAGAUGAACCAGCAGGCUCAGCUGCAGGAGUUUGGCCAGAGUAGUCGUCAGCAGCAACAACAACAACAACAACAGCAGCAGCAGCCACAGCAACAACAACAACAACAACAACAACAACAGGCAGAUUUCCCAGGAGGUCUAAUGGGACCUGUCAGGAUGAUCUCCUCUGGUCAUGAACUCACCACUGACUAUGACGAGAAGACUCUUCAUGAGCUUGGCUUCAAGGACAUGCAGAUGGUGUUUGUUUCUCUUGGAGCCCCCCGCAGGGAGAGGAAGGGCGAGGGUGUCCAGCUCCCAGCCUCCUGUCUGCCUCCCCCUCAGAAGGAGCACAUCCCCAUGCUGCUCCUCCUGCAGGAGCCGCACCUCACUACACUCUUUGAUCUGCUGGAGAUGCUGGCUUGCUUUAAACCUCCGAGUCCAAGCAGUGAUAAGAAGGUCCAUGAAAGUCCAGAGAGUACAAGGUGUGAGGAGCUUCACCUUCACGCAGAGAAUCUGUCUCGUCGGGUGUGGGAGCUGCUGAUGCUUCUUCCUACAUGUCCCAAGAUGCUGCAGGCUUUUCAGAACAUCUCGGAUGACACGGCUGGGGAGGGUCUGUGCUGGAAGGAACUGUUGAGGAUCAAAAGUCCACACAAGCUGCUGUAUGCUCUGGAGAUCAUUGAGGCCCUGGGAAAGCCUAACAGACGCAUCCACAGAGAGUCCACAGGCAGCUACAGCGACCUGUAUCCAGACUCUGACGACUCUAGUGAGGAUCAGAUCGAGAACAGCAAAAAUACCUGGAGCUGUAAGUUUGUUUCUUCUGGAGGUCUGCAGCUGCUGCUGGAGAUUUUCAACUCUGGCAUCCUGGAGCCCAAAGACCAGGAGUCAUGGACUGUGUGGCUUCUCGACUGCCUGGCCUGUCUUCUCAAGCUCAUCUGCCAGUUUGCUGUGGAUCCUGCAGACCUCGACCUGGCCUACCACGAUGUCUUCUCAUGGUCUGGGCUUGCUGACAGUCAGAGGAAACGAGCAUGGCCGGGCAAAUCCCGCAAGUCGUCUGUGGAGCACGGGAAAGUCCUGCACAUACCUCGACUCACAGAGGUUUUUCUAAGCCUUGUCCAAGGCACCAGCCUAAUCCAGAGACUGAUCAAUGUGGCGUAUACCUACGACAACCUGGCACACAGAGUUCUGAAGGCUCAGUCUGACCACAGGUCCAGACAUGAAGUGACUCACUACUCCAUGUGGCUGCUGGUGAGCUGGGCUCACUGCUCGUCCACAGUCAAGUCCAGUCUGGCUGACAGCGAACACCUUCACGACUGGCUGAAGAAGCUCACACUGCUGGUGCCAGAGCCUGCAGUGAGACACGAGGCUUGUAACGGACUCUACAAGCUGUCGCUGUCAGGUCUGGAGGGAGGAGAGUCCAUCAACAGGUCCUUUCUGCUGCUCGCUGCCUCCACGCUGCUCAAGUUCCUGCCGGAUGCUCAGGCCCUCAAGCCACUGAGGGUGGAGGAUUAUGAGGAGGAGCCUCUGCUGAAAACAGGCUGUAAAGAAUAUUUCUGGCUGCUCUGUAAACUCAUCGACAACAUCCACGUCAAAGACACCAGCCAGACCACCCUGCUGGAUCUCGACUCUUUGGCUCGUCACCUCGCUGACUGCAUCAGGAGCCGUGAGAUUCUAGACCAGCAGGAUGGGACCAUCGAGGACGAUGGUCUGACGGGCUUGCUGCGUCUGGCCACCAGCGUCCUCAAGCACAAGCCUCCCUUCAAAUUCUCCCGUGAGGGUCAGGAGUUCCUCCGCGACGUUCACAACCUCCUGUUCCUGCUGCCCAGCCUCGCCGACCGCUCCCAGCCCAAGUGCAAAUCCCACUCGGCCCGUGCUGCAGCCUACGACUUGCUGGUGGAGACGGUGAAGGGCUCCGUGGAGAACUACAGGCUGCUGCACAACUGGGUGAUGUCUCAGCACAUGCAGGCCUCUCACGCACCAUACAAGUGGGACUACUGGCCGCAUGACGAUGUCCGGGCUGAGUGCCGCUUUGUUGGUCUGACCAACCUGGGAGCCACAUGUUAUCUGGCCUCUACCAUCCAGCAGCUAUACAUGAUCCCUGAGGCCCGACAGGCUGUUUUCACUGCCAAGUAUGCUGAGGAUAUCAAACACAAGACCACACUGCUGGAGCUGCAGAAGAUGUUUACUUAUCUCAUGGAGAGCGAGAGAAAGGCCUACAACCCUCGGCCCUUCUGUAAGACCUACACGAUGGACAAACAGCCUCUGAACACCGGAGAGCAGAAGGACAUGACGGAGUUCUUCACUGACCUCAUCACCAAGAUUGAGGAGAUGUCACAAGAGCUGAAACACACAGUGAAGACACUGUUUGGAGGCGUCAUCACCAAUAAUGUGGUUUCUCUGGACUGCGAGCAUGUGAGUCAGACUGCUGAGGAGUUCUACACAGUCAGAUGUCAGGUGGCAGACAUGAAGAACAUAUAUGAGUCUUUGGAUGAAGUGACAAUCAAGGACACACUAGAGGGCGACAACAUGUACACCUGCUCCCAGUGUGGCAGGAAGGUCCGCGCUGAGAAAAGAGCCUGUUUCAAGAAGUUGCCACGGAUCCUGAGCUUCAACACCAUGCGCUACACCUUUAACAUGGUGACCAUGAUGAAGGAGAAGGUCAACACGCACUUCUCCUUCCCCCUGAGGCUGGACAUGACGCCCUACACUGAGGACUUUCUGAUGGGAAAAGGAGAGAGAAAAGACGGUUUUCGGGAGGAAUCCGAGCCAAAGGUGACAGAAAGCUACGAGUACGAUCUGAUCGGCGUUACUGUGCACACAGGCACGGCGGACGGCGGCCAUUACUACAGCUUCAUCAGAGACAUUGUCAACCCACACGCUUACAAGAACAACAAAUGGUACCUGUUUAACGAUGCUGAAGUGAAGCCCUUUGACUCGGCUCAGCUGGCCUCUGAGUGUUUUGGAGGAGAAAUGACAACUAAAACCUACGACUCUGUCACUGACAAAUUCAUGGAUUUUUCCUUUGAGAAGACUCACAGCGCCUACAUGCUUUUUUACAAGAGGGUGGAGCUGGAGGAAGAGAACGGCAAAGACUUCAGCUUUCACGUCUCCCCCGACCUGUUGGAGUGGAUUUGGCACGACAACAUGCAGUUUCUUCAAGACAAGAACAUCUUUGAACACACAUAUUUUGGCUUCAUGUGGCAGCUGUGCAGCAGCAUCCCCAGCACACUACCUGACCCUAAAGCAGUUUCACUCAUGACGGCCAAGCUUAGCACAUCAUUUGUUCUGGAGACUUUCAUUCACUCUAAAGAAAAGCCCACCAUGCUGCAGUGGAUUGAACUCCUGACUAAACAGUUCAAUAACAGCCAGGCCGCCUGCGAGUGGUUUUUGGACCGGAUGGCUGAUGAUAACUGGUGGCCAAUGCAAAUUCUCAUCAAGUGUCCAAAUCAAAUCGUCAGACAGAUGUUCCAGAGGUUGUGUAUUCAUGUCAUACAGAGGCUGCGACCGGUUCACGCCCAUCUCUACCUGCAGCCUGGAAUGGAAGACGGUUCUGACGACAUGGACGGCGCAGUGGAGGACAUCGGCAGCCGAUCGUGUGUCACCCGCUUUGUUAAAACUCUUCUGUCCAUCAUGGAGCAUGGAGUCAAACCCCACAGCAAACACCUGACCGAAUACUUUGCCUUUCUCUACGAGUUCGCCAAAAUGGGAGAGGAAGAGAGUCAGUUCUUGCUGUCACUACAAGCCAUAUCCAUUAUGGUGCAUUUCUACAUGGGAACCAAAGGUCCUGAGAAUCCACAGGUGGAAGUGCUGUCAGAGGAGGAGGGAGAAGAGGAGGAUGAAGAGGAGGACAUCCUGUCUCUGGCAGAGGAGAAAUAUCGCCCUGCUGCUCUGGAGAAGAUGAUCGCUCUCAUCGCUUUGCUGGUGGAACAGUCUCGCUCUGAGAGACACCUGACUCUGUCUCAGAGCGACAUGGCAGCUUUGACAGGAGGGAAAGGUUUUCCAUUCCUUUUCCAGCACAUCAGAGACGGGAUCAACAUCCGGCAGACUUGUAACCUGAUCUUCAGCCUGUGUCGAUACAACAACAGGCUGGCCGAACACAUCGUGUCCAUGCUCUUCACCUCCAUUGCUAAGUUGACUCCUGAGGCUGCUAAUCCUUUCUUCAAGUUGCUGACCAUGAUGAUGGAGUUUGCAGGUGGACCUCCUGGGAUACCGUCCUUUGGCUCCUACAUCCUACAGAGGAUCUGGGAGGUGACACCUUUUAACCCGUCUCAGUGUCUGGACUGGCUGGCCGUCCAGACACCACGCAACAAACUGGCCCACAGCUGGGUCCUGCAGAACAUGGAGAACUGGGUGGAGCGCUUUCUGCUGGCCCACAACUACCCCAGAGUCCGGACCUCGGCAGCCUACCUCUUGGUCUCACUGAUCCCCAGUAACUCCUUCCGUCAGAUGUUCCGCUCCACCCGCUCCCUGCAGCUGCCAACCCGUGAGCUCCCCCUAUCGACUGAUACCACCCUGGUUCUGCACCAGGUCUACAACCUGCUGCUCGUUCUACUGAGCAGAGCCAAGCUCUACGUGGAUGCCAGUGUUCACGGCACCACCAAGCUGGUGCAGUACUUCAGCUUCAUGACCUACUGCCUCAUCUCCAAGACAGAGAAGCUCAUGUUCUCCACCUACUUCAUGGACUUGUGGAACCUCUUCCAGCCCAAACUGUCAGAACCCGCCAUCGCCACCAACCACAACAAGCAGGCGCUGUUGUCAUUCUGGUACAACGUGUGCGUGGAAUGUCCUGAGAAUGUGCGCCUGGUGGUGCAAAACCCCGUAGUGACCAAGAACAUUGCCUUCAACUAUAUUUUGGCGGAUCAUGACGACCAGGAGGUGGUGCUCUUCAACCGUGGAAUGCUUCCUGCCUACUACGGCAUCCUGCGCCUGUGUUGCGAGCAGUCACCCGCCUUCACCCGCCAGCUCGCUUCCCACCAGAACAUUCAGUGGGCCUUCAAGAACCUGACGCCUCAUGCAAGCCAGUACCCCGGGGCGGUGGAGGAGCUCUUCAACUUGAUGCAGCUGUUUGUGACUCAGCGUGGUGACAUGAGAGAAGAGGAGCUGGAAGAUGUGAAGCAGUUUAAGAAGACCACAAUCAGCUGUUACCUGCGCUGCCUGGAUGGACGCUCCUGCUGGACCACUCUGAUCAGUGCCUUCAGGGUUUUGCUGGAGAACGACGAGGACCGUCUGCUGGUGGUCUUCAACAGAGGACUCAUCCUCAUGACUGAGUCCUUUAACACACUGCACAUGAUGUACCAUGAGGCCACAGCCUGUCAUGUGACAGGAGACCUGGUGGAGCUGCUCUCCAUCUUUCUGUCUGUCCUGAAAGCCACACGGCCGUACCUACAGCGCAAAGAUGUGAAGCAGGCUCUGAUUCAGUGGCAGGAGAGAAUCGACUUCGCCCACAAGCUUCUCACCUUACUGAACUCCUACAGCCCACCAGAGCUCCGAAAUGCCUGCCUGGACGUUUUGAAGGAGCUGGUUCUGCUGAGUCCUCACGACUUCCUGCACACACUGGUUCCCUUCCUGCAGCACAACCACUGCACGUACCAUCACAGCAGCAUCCCCAUGUCGUUGGGUCCUUACCUUCCCUGCAGAGAGAACAUCAAACUGAUGGGAGCUAAGAACAACAUCCGCCCUCCCAGGCCAGAGCUUAACAUGUGUCUGCUGCCCUCUAUGGUAGAGAGCAGUAAGGGUAAAGACGAGGUGUAUGACCACAUGCUGCUGGAUUACUUCCUGUCCUACCACCAGUUCAUCCACCUCCUCUGUCGAGUCGCAAUUAACUGUGAAAAAUUUAAUGACACGCUCAUCAAACUUAGUGUGUUGAUUGCAUAUGAAGGACUGCCUCUUCACUUGGCUCUCUUCCCUAAACUGUGGACAGAGUUGUGUCAGUCACAGUCAGUUCUGGCUAAAACCUGCGUAAAGCUGCUUUGUGACGACCCGGCCUUUAACGAGUACAUCAAGUGCAUUCUGAUGGACGAGAGAACCUUUCUCAACAACAACAUGGUCUAUUCCUUCCUCACGUACUUCCUUCAUAAGGUCCAGGUUCUGUCUGGCCCCAGCUGCUCCAACCUGAUUGGUGUUCUGGUCUCCAAUCUGUUGGGUGAACACAGCAGCCUUCAGCCAGAGCUGAUGAUACAGAGCCAGGAGCUGAAGAAGAAAAGCAGCGUGCUCAAUGCUGACCUGAGGGCACUGGUGCUGCUCCUGUCCAUCCAGCCUCCUCAGGCCCUUGACCCCGCCCUGUGCCCCGCCCUCCAGGAGCUGCUGAGCCGCUGCCGCAUCUGUGUUCAGCAACGCAAUGCAACUUUGGAACUGGAGGCGAAGGAGCACAAGGCUAAAGAGGAUGAAGACGUGACUCCAGUCAAGCGUCGGAGGGUGAGCAGCGACGAUGAUCGAGGUGCGGACCCCUCAUCCUCUCUCUGCGUGGCCUCCUCCUCCUCUUCCUCCUCUUCUUGCUCCUCCUCUGUUGUCCCAUCCUGCAGCGAGCCCAAGCCCGACCACCAGGAGGCACUGACUCCAACUAGCACCUCCGACACUGAGACUCGAGAUUCGUCCUCUCUAAUUGACCCAGGCACCGAGCAGGACCCGCCCUCCCCCGACCCUGUCCCUGCCUCCUCUACGAACCUAGAUUCCUCCCCCAAAGAGGAGAAGAUGGACUCCUCUUCGUCUUGCUCUUCCUCCUCCCUUUUGCAGGAGGCCACAGAGGAACAGGAAGGGGGAGUUGGCGACGCAGUCAUGACAUCAUGUUCCUCAGAGCUGGAGAGGCCAGGGGAGGGUGAGGUGGCAGCUGCUAAGAGCGAACGGGGCGAUGAGGCUCCGCCCCUCUCAGAAGACACGCCUUUACCUUCAGGCUUGGGGCUUGUGGGAGAGGAGUCUGAUGUUCACACCCCUAAUUCUGCCCAAACAUCUGGGAGCUCCGCCCUCUCAGUGGACACACUGGACAUGCUGUACAGGACGGUGGAGGCCACCAUCGCCAUUGUCAGCAAACUGUCAGUUCAAGGCCCGCCCUCCUCAUGACAUCAUCAACUCCAUCAUGACAUCACCAUCACAGAAAACAAUUUCAUUUAAUUUUUAACUUCAGCUUAUUUUUCUGCUUCUGUUUCCCCUGUUCUGUAUUUCCAGCUCUUUCUGGUUUUACACCGUUCUUUGUUUUUAAAUUUUUCUGGCCAACUUUUCCUCCUCUCUGUACAUUUCCUCCUUAUAUCUUCAUCUUUUAUCACUUCCUCUUCCUCCUGUCGUCUCUGUGCUGAUCUUUUUGACUUCAUUAGUCUCUAGUCUUUUAUUUUUUCACUGUCACCUGUCGGCUAUAAAGCAUAGAGUCACUCAUGAAUUGAAGUACAGAAAUAUUGGACAGCACAUUUUUAAAGGGCAAACUCAAAAAGUUGUGUGUGUGUGCGUGUGUGUGCGUGUGUGUGCGUGUGUUUUAUACUGAAUAGAAUUUUCGGUUGAUUUUAUUUGAGUUUUUUUUUUCUUGCUGUAAUGGGGAAAGGUUUACACACGACUGGAGUCACUCUGUCUCUAAUUUAAUUUUAUUGCAUUUUUUUACAGCAUUUUUUGUCCUCCGUGCCACUUUUGUACUUUUACCCUCGAGGCAGAAAAAAAAAAGUUGCCUUGACCUUUCUGUGGUUUAUUGAUCCAGAAAUUAAGUUUACCUGUAAAAUACGAAGAAGAACCAUGGAGAAAACUUGAUUCUGUAAAGAAUCAUCUCUAGUUGUUGCCUGAAGGUGUAAAUGAAAACAAUAUAAAUAUAUAUAAAUAUAUAUAUAAAUAUCUUUAUAUAUAUAUAUAAAUCUAUGAAAGCGGUGCUUUAUUGGACUGUGAUUGAAAUAAAGCAGCCAUUGUUGGACCAGCUGCAGCUUUUUAUUUUCAUUGGUACAUUCCAUCACCUGCUGUUUGUUCUUCCUCUGCUGAUUUUAUUUUAAUACAGAUUUAUUAAUAAAAGAAUAAAACAUCAUUUCUUACAUGCAGAGUUCUGAAAUGAAACUUAAGAUUUUUUUUUUCUUUUUCCCUGAAUCUGUGUUGUGUUCACUGCAGCACAGACGUGAGCUCUUACUGGAAUUGUUUAAUCGGUUUGACUUUUUUUUUUUUUUAAUUAAAGCUUUUUUGGAGCUUGCUGUUA